AUGGGAGGUAAUGGCAGAAAGAGGUUCUCGCUCUUCAGCUUCUUUAAAAGACGAAGAUCGUCGUCUCAUAGAGUUGAAGCAGACAAGUCAUGUGACGACGACGUCGUCUACACAAGAAAGGCAUGGGCCAGUGACGAGGACAAACGUUAUUGGGUGGCUGAGCCAGGUAUUGACCGUAAAGCUUCUGCUUUUAUCGCCAAGUUCCAUGCCUCUCGUGUCUCUGAGUCCGAACGCCAAACUCUCCCUCCUUGUCAAUCUCAUCACGAGUAG
Messenger RNA from Microthlaspi erraticum, 270 nucleotides. NCBI's taxonomy places the organism in Eukaryota, Viridiplantae, Streptophyta, Magnoliopsida, Brassicales, Brassicaceae. The record is from the annotation of a GenBank genome assembly.